Molecule: messenger RNA, 1101 nt
Organism: Sphenostylis stenocarpa
Lineage: Eukaryota; Viridiplantae; Streptophyta; Magnoliopsida; Fabales; Fabaceae
Source: the annotation of a GenBank genome assembly
AUGAGUUCAGAAAAUUGUGUAGAAAGGAAGCACUUUGUUCUGGUGCAUGGGGCAUGCCAUGGAGCUUGGUGCUGGUACAAGCUGAAGCCAGGGUUGGAAUGUGCAGGCCAUAAGGUGACAGUGCUGGACCUUUCAGCUUGUGGCAUCAACUUGAAGAAAAUUGAAGAUGUUGAUACUUUCUUAGAGUACACAGAGCCUUUGUUGCAGCUCUUGGGGACAAUUCCCCAUAAUGAGAAGGUAGUUUUAGUUGGUCACAGUCAUGGGGGCAUCAACAUAGCCCUUGCCAUGGAGAAAUUUCCAGAAAAGAUAGCAGUUGGCAUUUUCUUAACAGCUUUCGCUCCUGACAUUCAACACCACCCUUCUUAUGUCUUGGAUAAGUUCCAGGAGAUUACUCCAUCUGCAGACUGGUUGGACACUAAAUUUACCCCAACUGGAAACAAAACAUUAAUGUUGUUUGGUCCCAAGUUCUUGUCCAACAAGCUCUACCAGCUCUCCUCCGUUGAGGACCUUGAAUUGGUGAAGACUUUAGCAAGGCCAACCUCACUCUUCACUGAAGACUUGUCACAACAAAAGAACUUCUCGAAAGAGGGAUAUGGGUCUGUUCCACGUGUCUUUAUUGUUUGCACCGAGGACCAUGCAAUUCCAUUGGAUUACCAGCUCUGGAUGAUUCAAAAUGCUGGGUUCAAUGACGUUCUAGAGAUUAAAGGCGCAGAUCAUAUGGCUAUGAUUUCCAAACCACAAGAAGUGUCCGAUUCUCUCCACCAGAUAGCGACGAAGAGAAACCCUAUUUCACAGUACAAUGAGAGGACCCCCUUGUCUGCAUGGAUGGAGACUAAAUUUGAACCAAGUGGAAACAAAACAUCGAUGUUGUUUGGUCCCGAGAUUUUGUCCAACAAGCUCUACCAACGCUCCCCUGUUGAGGACCUUGAAUUGGAUAAGAGUUUAGACCUUGCAAUUCCUUUGGAAUAUCAACACUGGAUGAUCCAAAAUGCUGCCUUCAAUGACGUUCUCGGUAUCAAUGGCGCAGAUCACAUGGCUAUGAAUAGCAAGCCUCGAGAACUAUUCGAUUCACUUCAGAAGAUAGCAACUAAAUAUGCAUAA